UUGACUUUGCACAGCGACUUGUGGCCUAAAACGAAGCAGAUAGGCAAGGGCGAGGCUGUGGUUGGUUGCUGACAGAAACACAAAAGCUCUCUGAUUCCCCAUAGCGAUAAAUCUGCGCGCUGCAGCGUCUGUUUCAGUGUGCUGUUCCCGGGUCCAUGUUGAAGUUUAUCUGUCCGGACUUUCUGCUCGGCUGGGUCGUUUCAGGGCACGCGCCGCGUUCGCUCACCUCCGUCUCGCGGCUCGUAGGUGUGCAGCAGGUGCUUCCCUGGAGGAGAGCGAGCAGAGGGCCAGGUGUUCGUCGUCCCAGUCGCAGGGACCAUUCCAGCACCACAGGUUCCAGCAGUGCAAAGCUCUCCACAGAGGACCUGAUUGUUGAAGGACAGUAAAGUGUACUGGGGUCAGAGGAGGGUGUGAGAAUGAUGUCUUGGCCCUGAGUCGUAGCAGUAUGUCAGAACAAGCAGCCAAAGGUCAUCCCAGGUGGAAACUUGAACUCAUGCUGGCUGGGUACAUACCAAGUUACUUGGACAAGGACGAGUUGUGUGUAGUGUGUGGUGACCGAGCUACAGGCUACCAUUAUCGCUGCAUUACCUGUGAGGGGUGCAAGGGUUUUUUCCGUCGGACGAUCCAGAAGAACCUUAAUCCCACGUACGCCUGUAAGUACGAGGCGAAGUGCGUCAUCGACAAGGUGACCAGGAACCAGUGCCAGGAGUGUCGAUUCAAAAAAUGCAUCGCCGUCGGCAUGGCAACGGACUUGGUGUUGGAUGACAGCAAGCGUCUGGCCAAGCGGAAGCUGAUUGAGGAGAACCGCGAGCGGCGGAAGAGGGAGGAGCUUCAGAAGACUGUGUGGGAGAAGCCGGAGCCGACGCAGGGCGAGUGGGAGCUCAUCCGCGUGGUGACCGAGGCCCACAUGGCCACCAAUGCCCAGGGCAACCACUGGAAGCAGAAACGCAAAUUCCUGGUGGAAGAAGCUAUGCUACUUAAUGAAAUAACUUGUAAUUUAUUCUAUACUUCUGACCAGAGUGACGUGCGUGUGAAGGAGUCGAAGCCAGAGGACAUUGGUCAAGCGCCCAUCGUCAACGCCCCCGAAGGAAACAAAGUGGAUAUUGAGGCCUUCAGUCAGUUUACAAAAAUUAUUACUCCUGCCAUCACAAGGGUGGUGGACUUUGCCAAAAAGCUGCCUAUGUUCUGUGAGCUGCCUUGUGAAGACCAGAUCAUCCUGCUGAAAGGCUGCUGCAUGGAGAUCAUGUCACUGCGGGCGGCGGUACGCUACGACCCCGAGAGCGAGACGCUCACGCUCAACGGCGAGAUGGCCGUGACCCGGGGGCAGCUGAAGAACGGGGGGCUGGGCGUGGUCUCCGACGCCAUCUUCGACCUGGGCGUGUCCUUGUCAUCCUUCAACCUGGACGACUCGGAGGUGGCGCUGUUGCAGGCUGUCAUCCUCCUGUCCUCAGACCGCCCGGGCCUGACGAGCGUGGAUCGUAUCGAGCGGUGCCAGGAGGAGUUCCUGCUGGCCUUCGAGCACUACAUCAACUACCGCAAGCACAAGGUAGCGCACUUCUGGCCCAAGCUCCUGAUGAAGGUGACGGACCUGCGCAUGAUCGGGGCCUGCCACGCCAGCCGCUUCCUGCACAUGAAGGUGGAGUGUCCCACCGAACUCUUCCCCCCACUCUUCCUGGAAGUGUUUGAAGACUGAGUGGGGGGAGAGGGGGGCGUGGGAGGGGGGAGGGCACCGGACACACCCAACUCUUAGCACUACUGAGUGUCAUUUCAUUCCAUAGCUUAGGAGCAGCUUCGGCCUAGUUUUGGAUGGAACCAUUCCUACAAUGCGGGUACAUGUGAAUAGCGAAUUUUUUUGUAAAUUUCUCUGCUGAGG
Messenger RNA from Megalops cyprinoides (Indo-Pacific tarpon), 1873 nucleotides. RefSeq names its product thyroid hormone receptor beta (gene thrb). Gene Ontology annotation, molecular function: nuclear receptor activity; zinc ion binding; RNA polymerase II cis-regulatory region sequence-specific DNA binding. NCBI's taxonomy places the organism in Eukaryota, Metazoa, Chordata, Actinopteri, Elopiformes, Megalopidae. Gene Ontology annotation, biological process: positive regulation of transcription by RNA polymerase II; negative regulation of transcription by RNA polymerase II; thyroid hormone receptor signaling pathway. The record is from RefSeq and is a predicted model, not a curated record. Bases 446 to 1693 code for a protein of 415 amino acids. The transcript has 13 exons.